This is a messenger RNA of Osmia lignaria (orchard mason bee), 8801 nucleotides long. RefSeq names its product E3 ubiquitin-protein ligase hyd (gene hyd). The record is from RefSeq and is a predicted model, not a curated record. Gene Ontology annotation, cellular component: nucleus; cytoplasm. NCBI's taxonomy places the organism in Eukaryota, Metazoa, Arthropoda, Insecta, Hymenoptera, Megachilidae. Gene Ontology annotation, biological process: positive regulation of canonical Wnt signaling pathway; protein polyubiquitination. Gene Ontology annotation, molecular function: ubiquitin-ubiquitin ligase activity; zinc ion binding; RNA binding.
UAACAUGAUCGAAGCAUCUGGACUGUCUAUUGUAUUUUCAUAAAAACGAUUGUUCGUUUCAUGAAUAUUAAAUUUACAUAUGAUUUUCAUUGAUCCGUGUGUAAAAUUAAGUUUGCGUUAGUGCAAAUCAGUGUGAAUUUUUAAUGCAUUUAUGAAUACACCGAAUAUAGUUUAGUUCGUUUGCUUUCAAGAACACGUAACUGGUUGUUUCUUCAGAAACAUGGCUGAAUAUCGUUCCAAUGGUGUGGUGAAAUUGUGUGUAUAGAAUUAUUAAAACGUCAUUUUGAUCUUAAAUACAUUUACGCACUAACAAAAUGACAUCGAUACAUUUUGUUGUGCAUCCGUUACCGGGAACAGACGAUCAGUUAAAUGAUAGGUUAAAGGAAGUGGCAGAAAAGAUCAACAGAUAUGGAUUUGUCACAUUACCAGCAUUUAGCGGACUAAAGAUCGCGGUAAAGCGCAUUGUUGUUGGACCAACGCAUAUUGCCCUUCUUACCGAGGAUCAUAAAAUUUGCAGAGUUGCGUUUACAGUAUUGUCAGACAGACUGGACUUGAGUAAAAAUGAACCAAAUAGAAACACAAAUAAAAACCAUGUUGGCAACUCCAAUUCGGCACCAAAUAACGGUAACAGCAGUGGAAGUGGAAGCAGAGCGGGAAUGUCUAGAUCUCGUGCAAGAAUUAUGCGCGGUAGUUCUGCUAUCCGAGGAAGUGGCAGCAGUGGAGGAAGUAGUAGCGGAGGCAGGAUAGGGCCUCCAGGUGUAAUUAUGGGUGGUGGAAGCGGUAGCAGCUCGCGUCCUAUCGCAUUGGUACCUGCUCCAUUUGUCCCAGAAGAUCUCAUUUCACAGGCUCAAGUGGUAUUGCAAGGAAAAAGCCGCAAUCUUAUUAUUAGAGAAUUACAGCGUACAAAUUUAGAUGUAAACUUAGCAGUAAAUAAUUUACUGUCACGAGACGAUGAAGAAGGCGAUGAUGCAGAAGAUGCGGCAGAUACCUAUGUUCCAGAAGAUCUUAUUUCGUUGCUAGACGGUGGAUUUAGUAAUGAACAUUCUGUUAUAAUUGAUGCAGAUUCUAUGUUCUCUGAAGACAUGCUUGGAUAUACAGGAAUGAGAAACCGUGGAAAUUCUUCGCGCAGAAUAGGCAACGAUAGGGAGGGUGAACGUGCAUCCGAGCGAGACAGAGAUCGUGAUAGUUUUAGUAGAUGGAGAGAUCGUCAGUAUUGUGGACCACGGCGUUGGUUAGAAACAGCACUCAAAGAAUCUUGGGAAAAAGAUUCUGAUAACAAAAAGAAAGAAUUAGCUUCUCAAAGUCCAUUAUGGAUAUCAGAGGAAUUGGAGUGGUGGCACGAACGUAGUAGCGAUCCUGCUCCACGUUUUGUACAAAUUGCUUCACUUUACAGCGAAUUAAUUGCAGUUUCUGCCGGAGGACAAUUAUAUCAAUGGAAGUGGUCCGAAUCUGAACCGUACAAAGAUCCAGAGAAUCCAAAUAUACAUCAUCCGAAAGCUCCGUGGUUAGCGAUAACAUCAGAAAAGAUAGUUAACAUAUCCGCAACAGCAAUCCGUUGUUCUGUCAGCACUGAAAGUGGCAAAGUAGCUACUUGGCUCGAUGAGCUUCUGGGACAUGUUGCUUCUCGUCUUGAACAUCCAGCUCAAACUUUUACUGAAUUUACAUUGGAUAAAAUAGUAUCCCUUCAUACUUGUGCUCUGUACACUGUUGCCAGACUUGAGAGUGGUGCACUGUACUGGUGGGGGGUGUUACCGUUUGCGCAACGCAAAAAAUUAUGGGAAAAAUAUAAAGCUAAAUCACGUAAACAUAGACCAUCUACAAUAUCGAACGAUAUUAGUUAUGGAACCCAUGUUUGCAUGAAAAACAGUCCUAUAUAUCAACCUGGCGCGAUAGGAUUUACAAUUGCCAAUGGUGUUCCAAAAGUGGGACAGUUAUUAGUAGCAGCUUGGAAUUUAGAUGACACUUACAGAUUUAAAAUAUUACCGGCUGGAACUCACUUACCUAGUGCUAACGUAGACAAACGCGAGACAAAUGGAAAUAACGGAACGGGUACUAUAAAUAAAACCAAUCAUAAAGAAACUGCUGACCGCCUUGACAUGCCUCCACCUCCCUCGCCAGCUUCGAGCACUUGUAGCGAUACUGGUAGCAUCACAACAAGUCACAAAAGACAGAAGCGAGUUACGCCUAGAAAUGAAGGAGAAUCGGAAAGAAAAGACGAGGAGGAUUGGCAGUUAAAGGAUGUCGUUUUUGUGGAAGACGUAAAAACUGUACCCAUUGGUAAAGUUAUAAAAGUUGACGGUUGUUAUGUUGCUGUAAAAUUCUUUUCGAAAGAUUCAAAGGAGAAAGAAAAAGAAAUUAAGGAAAAGGAUUUCAACACAUCAGAUUUUAAAGACUUAACAGCUGAAGAGUCGAUCAAAUUACUGGCUGAUUGCAGAUUGUUGAGAAAAGAUGAAUUACGGGUAAUAAAAUCGUCAAUGAACCCAAGAGCUCCAGAUUGUUUUCAACGUACUCCCAGAAGAGUGAAUAUUGUUGAAGGAUCAAAUGAUAAUAUCUUAACCAUUGCUACAGAUGGACAAGGUAUUCAUGCUAUCCUAAAAACUGGAAAUAAAUUGAGUUAUGUCGUAUAUAAUUUAAGCACUGGAAGAUAUGUACAAGAUUGCUAUAUUCCAUCAGAUACCUCAUCAUUCUUAGGUUUACAGCCUCAAAAUAUCAGUCUGACAAGCGCAGGAGAGAACAUUGAAUGUUCUAUGAUACUUAGAGACGGAAAUAAUGCUAUUUAUCCGUUAGUAAAAGAUUGUGCCGAUGCUAUUCGUGAUCCAAAUUGGCUAGAUCUAGUUCCGGUACUUUGUAUCGGUGCUUCGACCAUUCCUAUACCAACCUGUUCUAAUUCGACCAACAUGAAAAACCAAGUUGCAGUUAUUGCAUUAGCAUUUGAUAACCUUUUACUCAUGCCGCGUAUACUGAGAUGCGAUUAUGAUAGCGUUAAACAAGUAUUCUGUAAUUUAGAACAAGAUCACAAAAAUAAUUCAGCACAACUUCAGACAAUAUUAAUGGAGCGCUGCGAUGGUAACCGUAACAUUUUACAUGCUUGUAUCAGUAUGUGCUCACCAACUUCGAACAAAGAAAAUGAUCAAGGUAUCGAACGCGAAUUAGUCCAAAAUACUGUGGAUGGUCCGUCAGCGCCGAUCGAAGAACCGAUUCCAACUUUAAGUUGGCCGCCGGAAGCGUUUGAUAACACUUCCGGCGAAGAAGAUAGCUUGCUUAGCAUUGGUGCUGCCAGUAUCUCUAUGAUGAAUAAAUCAGGUAAAAGUGUUGGAGCAACAUCAAAUAACACUUAUAUCAUAGACUCUGUUGAAAGAAGGAACAAUGCAUUGCUUAUAUUAAAGUACAUGUGUGAGAGUAGCGUACUGGCGCCCCAUCUGAAGGAAUUACUCACAGCAAAGGAUGUUCAAGGUCAAACGCCAUUAAUGCUUGCUGUCUCAGUCCGUGCAUAUCACGCAGCCCUGAUUUUAUUGGACACUAUUCAAAGAGUUGGGAGAGAUCAGAAAGAAUGUUCAGCAAUGAUACUUCCUACCGAUGCCAAUCCAGAUUUGUCACCGUUAUUCGUCACUUGCUGCAACGAUACUUGUAGUUUCACCUGGACUGGAACCGAGCAUAUCAAUCAAGAUAUUUUCGAGUGUCGAACUUGUGGAUUGACCGAAUCUUUAUGCUGUUGCACAGAAUGUGCUCGCGUUUGUCACAGAGGACACGAUUGUAAAAUGAAAAUUACUUCUCCCACAGCUUACUGUGAUUGCUGGGAGAAAUGUAAAUGUCGAGCUCUGAUUGCGGGUCAUCAAGGUGCCCGCUACGAACUUCUUUGUCGACUGGUAGUGAACACUGAUCUAGCCACGAAAAUAAACUCGAGGGGAGAAAGUAUUUUACUGUUUCUAGUUCAGACUGUAGGAAGACAGUUAGUGGAGCAACGACAAUGUCGUUCAGCACCCCGACAACGUUCAACGUCUGCAAGUCGCAAAGGACCAUCCUCCGAUGGCUUGAGCGCUGAUUCAAACAUGCCGGAUCAUGACUUGGAACCUCCUCGUUUCAGUCGAAAAGCUUUGGAAAGAUUAUUGAACGAUUGGCCAGCAGUUCAAUGCAUGAUAAUGUCAGGCGUAUCUGUAAAUGGCAAUGAUCAAUUGUUCGGCGAUCAAGGACAAUUGUGCCGUCAAAGUGGAACCGCGUUGCUUGACAAAUUUACUCAUUCGCUGUUGGUUAAAUGCAGUGCCGAGAUGCUGGAUACUUUACUGACAACGUUGAUACGAGAGUUACAAAAUGAUACCGUACCUGGACGACAAGAAGAAGCGAAUAACGUUGCGCGUCGAUUUGUUCGGUCUGUAGCUCGAAUAUUUGUCAUUUUCACGAUAGAAAUGGCACCAAAUACGACAAAAAGAAGAGGCACCAGUCAGGCAUCACAGCCCUUGAUGAAAUGCCGUAAAGUUUUCCAAGCACUUAUCAAAUUAGCAGUGGAAGAACUAUGCGAAACUGCCGACUCGUUGAUAGCACCUGUCAGGUUAGGCGUCGCCCGUCCAACGGCACCCUUUACAUUGACCAGCUCGGCGAUAGAAGUGAUCAAUGGUUCGGAAGAAUUGUUCUCUAUAGAACCAUUGAUACCUCACAGUGGUGUUAGUUCUCAAACCUUAGACGCUGCUUUGCAAACGCAACAAGGAAAUAAUAAUAUAGCUAUAGCCAGAGACGUUUCUGCCAUCGAUGAAACGGAAGGUGGCGAAGAAGGUCCUAUGGAUGUGGAUGGUGAUAUAAGCGAACACGAAGAAUCUGGAGUUUCUGGAACAGUUGCUGGCCAACCGAUGGGUGAAAUUGAUAGCAAUGCUGGAGGCGUGAGCGAGGAACAAGCAGGAGACGGCGAAUCCGAUACAGAACUGGAUCUGUUGGCGGAAGCGGAAACAGAAUCGGAUUCUGACGAUAAUCACAGCAAUCAAGACGCAGCAUCUGCCCAACGGAGUGUGCAAACUGGUGCUACCGCAGGUUCCGAUGGUGGAAUGGGAUCCAUUUUGUUAUUCCCAGAGGAUGAGUCCGGUGAAUCGAGCCAACAGGAGGACGAUGAAAGUGAAGCUGGAGAAACCGACGAACAGGAUAACGAAGAUUUCCAAAUUGGUGACGAGCAAUUGGAGCGUCGAAGCGGUUCGUCUGGUCAUUUACACCGCAAUAAUCUCGCGCCUGUUUCGAUGCAAUGGGCAAUCCGUAAUCGCGAAACAAGUACACGCACAGCAGGAUUACGGGUAACAGGUGGCAGUAAUCUGAGUUUCAUUGACUCUGCAUCUUUAAGACGUACUACUGCAACAUCUGCUGUUGCAGCUGCACAAGAGCCCAUUAUUAUGGGCACUACUACAAGUUGUUUGGCACGUGCAUUUGGAAUUGUAAUUCGACAGAUAACUGAUCUUUUAGUUAUGAUGCAAGAUUACAAAACACUGGCACCUUCUUUGCCACGACUGAUGGAAAUCACUUACCAGGAUGCACUGAAUCUACAGAUGUAUCUUGAAUCACAUUUAAAACCCACGUGGGAUUGGUUGCUCACAGUGAUGGAUGCCACAGAGGCACAAUUAAGAUUUGGAGUAUCUUUGACACGUAGUGCUGAUCCUACACAUCCAGAACAUCCAUUGAACAAUGCUCCAUCUUUGUCUGGAGGCAAUUUCACUGGAUUAUUGAACACAGCCGCUUUAUCUUUGACAUUGCAAUCCAAUGCAGGUCGGAAUCAACGCAGUGGUAUCGCUACGAGCUCCAAUAUCUCCACUCCGCAAGCUUCUACAAGACUCACCGUUGGUUUUGCAGGCGGUGGUGAACCUUCGAGGAACAGUAGAGAACGUGAGGGUGGUGAUGCACAUUCGGCAAGGCGUGAAUUUUUAUCCUAUUGCUUGUCAUUGAUGCGUGCUCACAACAGCGAACACAGAGAUAGCUUGCCGGUAUUAGACGUUUCUGCUUUGAAACAUGUUGCUUACGUUUUCGACGCGCUAGUCUAUUACAUGCGUGCACUUUCUGAACCGAUGUCAUCUAGAGGAGAGACUCAAAAAGAAUCAUCAAACUAUUCCAGUUGGAACGAUCAGGAUGAAAAUGACAAUGACGAAGGAGAAGAAUACAAUUGUCCGGUUCCUACCGCGCUAGAAACAGACUCCGUCGAUUACCCUGAUCUACUUCAGGUCCCUAUUUGCGGCUCCGGAAAUAACAGUAACAGUACGCCGAAAGGAAGGAAACAUCCCUUCUUGCAGAGAUCAGAUUCUACGUUAUGCCUUGGUUGUCCGCCUCUCGAUCCGUUUGAUACUGUCAUGAGCGAGGCUUUACCUUUAGCUGACCAACCGCAUUUAUUGCAACCCCAUUCGAGACGCGAGGAUCUUUUUGGUAUUCCAAGACAGCCAUCCACGAGUUCAGGUUCUAAUCAAAAUAGACUAGAGGGAUUGCCCACGAGGCUUGGUCUAUCUGCGCGAGGAACUGAUAAUCAGAAUACUCCAACGCCAACGUUCAGUCAAGUGAUUCAGGGACCUGCUUUCAUGUCAUCGGAUGGAAAGCGUAGUUCCAUGUCAGCUGGAGAUUCAAAACACGUGGAAAAGGCAAAACCAUUUAAUCAAACGAAUGAUAAUCAUACACUUGUCGCGGAACAAAUCGAUCGGGCCCCGAUUAUAGUUUCUACUAAUAAUCAAAAUGAUCAAGCAGCAGGAAGUACCAAAAAUAAUAAGGAUGCAUGUAAAAUGAAUAGAAGCGUUAUUGUUAGAGCUGGAACUGUUUCGGAAUCGAAUGCAAAUAAAGCAGGUGCUUCAGAAAUGAUGGUGGUGUCAAACGAGAUGCAAAAUGUAUCAGAAGAGACAGAUCAAUCGGCUUCCAAUCAUGAAACAUCAACAGCACAUGAAACAGUUGAAACAAAUCCAGUUCCAUCUAUUGGCACGAAUAUAUCGCACAACAUUUUGUUGGGCCGUUGGAGAUUGUCUCUCGAUUUAUUCGGACGAGUUUUCAUGGAAGACGUUGGUUUGGAAGCUGGUUCAGUCGUCUCCGAAUUAGGAGGUUUCCCAGUAAAAGAAGCAAAAUUCCGUAGGGACAUGGAGAAGCUUCGUAACUCACAACAAAGAGACAUUAAUUUAUUAAAAGUUGAACGAGACAGAACGCAGCUAUUAGUGCAGACAAUGAAGGAAUUAAACACACAGUAUAAUUUAUAUAAUAGGCGUGCCUCUAAUACACCGCCGUUAGCAGUGAGUCGUGUUAAAGUGAUUUUCAAGGAUGAACCCGGCGAAGGCUCUGGAGUAACUAGAAGCUUUUAUACUGCAAUCGCAGAGGCAUUGCUUGCAAACGAAAAACUGCCCAAUCUUGAAGCAGCCCAAGUAGGCUCCAAAUAUACGCAAUAUAAUGUGCUUCAGAAAUUAAAAAGUAGAGACCGUGAUCGUGAUUUAAGACGACAAAAUCCUCGAUCUUCUGGAAAAUGUCGAGAGACGCGAAGAUUAUCGUUCGAAGCUCGUGCGUUUCAUCCAUCCACGUCUGUCGAAGGAAGUAAUAAUUCUGGUGCUGGUAGUUCGUCCUCCAAUUCCCAUCCGCUACCUGUUAGUCAUCCAAAUAACGAUCACUUGACCAUGCAUCAACAACAACUUGGGGAUAGACUGUAUCCAAAGGUUUAUGCAUUACGACCCGCAUUAGCUGAUAAAAUAACUGGUAUGCUGUUGGAAUUAUCCCCUGCACAGCUGUUGAUGUUACUAGCCUCAGAAGAUGCUCUGCGGCAAAAAGUAGAAGAAGCAUUUGAAUUAAUCCGUAGUCAUAGUCAGGAAACGGCAAGAGAAGCACUGCUAGAUCUUGAUGUAUUCAGUUUAAUAGCGCGGUGCGGAGCAAACAAGAAAAAGAUUGAGAAUAGUAUUUUAGACGACACCGAGGACAAUGCCCCUCUCUUUUAUUCUCCAGGGAAAAGAGGCUUUUACACACCGCGUCAAGGAAGAGCUAGCUACGAACGACUGAAUGCAUUCAGAAAUGUGGGCAGACUUAUAGGGUUGUGCCUGUUACAAAACGAAUUGUGCCCUAUAUUUUUGAAUCGUCACGUGAUAAAAUAUAUCUUGGCAAGACCAAUACGUUUCCAUGACCUUGCAUUUUUCGAUUCUGUAAUUUAUGAAAGUCUAAGGCAACUCGUGAUCGAUUCUGAAACCAAGGAUAGUAACAGUUUAUUUUCUGUUCUUGAUCUUAACUUUAGUAUCGAUUUGUGUCCCGAAGAAGGAGGGGGUUCGAUCGAACUUAUUCCUAACGGUCGUGAUAUAGAAGUAACAGCAAGUAAUGUUUACGAUUAUGUGCGGAAAUAUGCGGAAGUUCGUAUGAUCAAGGUACAAGAGAAAGCUUUGCGCGCUAUGAGAGAAGGGGUAUUCGACGUGCUACCAGAAGGGGCACUCGAUGGCUUAACAUCCGAAGAUUUGAGGCUUCUUCUGAACGGAGUUGGCGAUAUUAACGUUUCCGUUCUGAUAUCGUAUACUUCGUUUAAUGACGAAUCUGGAGAAUCUGCAGAUAAAUUAGCGAAAUUCAAACGAUGGUUAUGGUCUAUCGUUGAAAAAAUGACGCAUUCUGAACGACAAGACUUGCUAUACUUUUGGACAGGAUCUCCAGCAUUACCGGCAAGCGAAGAUGGUUUUCAACCAAUGCCGACUGUGACAUUACGACCAGCAGAUGAUGCUUAUCUACCAACUGCAAAUACAUGUAUUUCCCGUAUAUAUGUUCCAUUGUACAGCUCUCGUCACGUAUUAAGACAUAAACUACUUCUUGCUAUUAAGACAAAGAACUUCGGAUUUGUAUGA